AGAAUGCGCUACCCACGGCUUAAGUAAAAGCACACAGAGCAGAGGCACUCAGUCUGGCAGUUGCUGGGAUUUGAAGAAGUUGGUGGAUUUCGUCUGGCUUUAAACGAGAUUGAAGGGGUGUCUUUUCUUCUCCACUGUGUAGAAAUACUGAAAGGACAAAAAGAUACUGGAAAUAAUGAAAAAAGUGUGCCACAACUCUUGAUCAGAGACCUGAAAUUUGAGAAGAAGUCAUUAGCUAAGCUCAUGUUUUCUCCUGAUCAAGAAAAUCAUCCAUCAAAAGCACCAGUAAAAUAUGGUGAAUUGAUUGUAUUAGGGUACAAUGGGUCUCUCCCAAAUGGAGAUAGAGGAAGAAGAAAAAGUAGGUUUGCUUUAUUUAAAAGGCCCAAAGCAAAUGGGGUGAAACCUAGCACUGUGCAUAUUGCCUGUACCCCUCAAGCAGCAAAGGCAAUAAGUAAUAAGGACCAACACAGCAUAUCUUACACUUUGUCUCGGGCUCAGACAGUAGUAGUUGAAUAUACACAUGACAGCAACACAGAUAUGUUCCAGAUUGGUCGGUCAACGGAGAGUCCUAUAGACUUUGUCGUGACAGAUACAGUUCCUGGAAGUCAGAGUAAUUCAGAUACACAGUCUGUGCAGAGCACUAUAUCAAGGUUUGCCUGCAGAAUCAUAUGUGAACGUAACCCUCCUUUUACAGCAAGAAUAUAUGCUGCAGGAUUUGACUCCUCAAAAAACAUCUUUCUUGGGGAGAAAGCUGCAAAGUGGAAGACAUCAGAUGGGCAAAUGGAUGGUCUAACCACAAAUGGAGUUCUUGUUAUGCAUCCUCGUAAUGGAUUUACAGAAGACUCCAAGCCAGGGGUGUGGAGAGAGAUAUCUGUGUGUGGGAAUGUGUUCAGCCUCCGUGAAACCAGAUCAGCUCAGCAGAGAGGAAAAAUGGUCGAGAACGAAACGAACCAGCUCCAAGAUGGCUCUCUAAUUGACCUGUGUGGAGCGACACUCCUGUGGCGCACUGCAGAAGGGCUUUCACGCACUCCUACUGUCAAGCACCUGGAGGCACUAAGACAGGAAAUAAAUGCAGCGAGGCCCCAGUGUCCCGUGGGGUUUAACACCUUGGCAUUUCCCAGCAUGAAGAGAAAAGAUGUUGUAGAUGAAAAGCAGCCGUGGGUGUAUCUGAACUGUGGCCACGUCCACGGCUAUCACAACUGGGGAAACAAAGAGGAGAGAGACGGCAAGGAUCGCGAGUGUCCCAUGUGCCGCUCUGUCGGCCCCUAUGUGCCUCUGUGGCUUGGAUGCGAAGCGGGAUUUUAUGUGGAUGCAGGACCUCCAACUCAUGCAUUCAGCCCAUGUGGACACGUAUGCUCAGAAAAGACAACUGCAUAUUGGUCCCAAAUUCCUCUUCCUCAUGGUACUCACACUUUUCACGCAGCCUGUCCGUUCUGUGCGCAUCAGCUGGCUGGUGAGCAGGGUUAUAUCAGACUUAUUUUCCAAGGACCUCUUGACUAACACGUGUGUUACUGAGGACUGCAGUAAACUGAUAAGCUAAGGGAUUCUGAUUUUUAAGCCAACUGUUUUUCGUAUUCUCUGGGCUUUGCUGGUUUGCGUUAAGAUGAAGAAUUUUUGGUUUUUUUUGUUACAACAGCUAAAUUCCGCUCUAUUGAGAAAGGUCUGGAAAUGGAAGAAACAGGGGAAGAAGGGGGAGAACUCCUGCUUUUGGUAGUUAAUAACUACUUUUGAAGAGGUGAAGGAAGUGUUGUAGCAUGAACUUCGAUGCCUUCUGUUUAAUGGUUUUGAAUCACAUGCCCACAGUGUUUGAAAGUUGUUUCAUUCUUUUUGUAUAUGGAGGGUAAAUAGUUCAAAAAACAUUAGUUUACAGCUUGGAUGCAAACGUUGUAAAAUAUAACGUGUAUAUUAACUCUUUUCUAUUUAUCUUUAUUAUUGAAAAUAUGUAGAACGUUUAGAGAGUAGCGUGGUCAUAGUGUGUUACAUCCAGCGACUGGAUGUGUAGAGUAGCUCUGGAUGGAGAAGACAUGAGAUGGAAAUGGUAGAAAAAUCUUUUUUAAUCUAAAAUACUGAGUUCUUAGAAUAGUUAAAGUGCUUUUUAAACAAAGCUAAUGCAAAUUAUGAUGGAAUAAAGGUGUGCUUUAACCAUGUUGAAAGGUAGCUAAGAAGGACUUCUUAAAAUGUCUUUUUGGUAGGACUGUACUUAAGAUCUGGUUAUGAGAAUAUUUACCAGAUUCUUUGAAUAUGCAACUUAGUCUAGAUUAAGGAUUUUUUCUCCCUUCAUGCUAACACAUCUCUUUAUUUAGCAUUAGUGACAUUUGUGAGGGUUUUUCCAAUGUUAAACGUUAACAAACCUGAAAGACCAGGCUUGUUUUGUUCCUUGCUGUUUGGGGCAGGGGGUGAGGGGAGGGGUGGAUGUGCCUAUGCACAUGUGGGGAGCAGGGAGCAAUUUGUGAAUUGGCCACAGUCCCAAGUUGUGACAGACUUGUCAGUCAGAUGUUCUGCCUUUCAUCUGGCCCAUUGCAAACUGGUGUGUGGGAGCCAAGGGGCCUUCACAUGCUUGCCUUGACCCUGCUGUGAGCUGCAACUACUCAUUUAGGCCACACACGGAACAAAAGUUGAAGCCUGGUACCCAAGGGAUGCGUGCCUACAUCCUGGCAUCCUCGUGCAACUUGACACAAUUGGCAAUCUGUGAGGGGAGAGCUUGAGCUGGGACUGGACUGGACUCUUAGACCUCGGUGUGGGAUGCUUGUGUAACGUCUGCUCACACUGUGGUGGGCUCUAGUUAGUAGCCUCUCUCGAUGCUCUUCCCUCCCUACCCUUCCUUUCCCUUCUGUAUCCACCAGAAAUGGCCAGUGCACUACAUCCAGCUUUGCUGCUAACCCACUGUGCUUCAUGGCAAAUAAACAACCUGACAUUUUUUAGGAUUGAGUUGAGCUUUUUUGGCCAGCUUCAUACUUUUUUUUUCAAAAUGCAUACUGUAUAAUUGACAGUAGCAAAUUUCUGUAGCUUAUAGCAUAGCUUUAAUUUUUCCUUUCAAAGCUGUUAUAAAAUUUUUUUGGUUUAAAGAAAGACCUAUGUUGCGUAGAUGUCAUGAAUUAUUUACUUUGACUGUCAAUUGUUUCUCCAUUUUGAAAAAGAAAUUAUAUAUAUUGUUUGGUUCACUCAGGAAAUGCAUGUGUCAGGAAACCUGUAUUAUAAGUUCAGCUAGCUGUCAUGUACAAGUAACUGCUGUUACACCCUUUCCAUAGAAAUAUAAUUGAUUUUGACAUUUUCCAGAUUAUAUGCAUUAAGUAAUGAAAUUUAUGCAGCAAGAAACCCCUGUAUUGUAGUUGUUAUAAUCAUUUUAUUCAAAUGAUAUUAUACUGUAGUUUAAUUUUUAUUUGCAAAUUAAUUUAUUCAAACUACAUGAGUAAACACUUUUCAAAAAUA
Pterocles gutturalis (yellow-throated sandgrouse) is the source of this 3429-nucleotide messenger RNA. It is a transcript of the gene PELI1, whose product is annotated as pellino E3 ubiquitin protein ligase 1. The record is from RefSeq and is a predicted model, not a curated record. Gene Ontology annotation, biological process: regulation of Toll signaling pathway; protein K48-linked ubiquitination. Bases 244 to 1500 code for a protein of 418 amino acids. NCBI's taxonomy places the organism in Eukaryota, Metazoa, Chordata, Aves, Pterocliformes, Pteroclidae. The transcript is spliced from 7 exons. Gene Ontology annotation, molecular function: protein binding; ubiquitin protein ligase activity.